Messenger RNA from Sorghum bicolor (sorghum), 2146 nucleotides. RefSeq names its product aspartic proteinase nepenthesin-1. Gene Ontology annotation, biological process: proteolysis. The coding region runs from base 440 to 1798 and encodes 452 amino acids. Gene Ontology annotation, cellular component: extracellular region. Lineage: Eukaryota; Viridiplantae; Streptophyta; Magnoliopsida; Poales; Poaceae. The transcript has a single exon. The record is from RefSeq and is a predicted model, not a curated record. Gene Ontology annotation, molecular function: aspartic-type endopeptidase activity.
AAAGGAAAAAUGUCACCGAGUACGAACCAAACUAGCGCAAAGGAGAAGCUUGCUGUGCGAUAAAGCAGGCACCUCCAAUUAGGUCCAAAUCCACACAUAACAGUCUCCUUCACGGCUGCUUCAUCACUGAUGGGCUUCCACACCUUCUCUUUCGUAUUCGUAUCUAUCUCUGUCCUGUUACUCUUGUUUUCUCUUCAGAGCUUGUAUUUCUACACUUGUUUAUUUUGCAUAAUAUAUGGUGGUCACAGAGAGUAAACCUAACUAUAACUACCAAAUCAUCUUUAUAUAUUCGUAGUGACAAAUAUAAGUAUGACACACUCGUCGAUCUCACCAAAUAGAAGCUCAAGAAUUAAGCGCACACACACACGCUAGCCUUCGUCUCUCGCUGCUGCCCAUCCAAAUUCCAAACUCCAAGUCUCCCUGCCAAAGGAUAGGACAGAUGGAGUCAGUAGCACGGUUGCUUCUCGUGGUGGCCGUGGUGGUGGCCGCGGCGGCCAGUGGUGGCGCCCUGGCCGCGACGGCGACGCCGCCGCACCACCUCAAGCUCAAGGGCGGCCUGCGGGUGCGCCUGACGCACGUCGACGCGCACGGCAACUACUCGAGGCUGCAGCUGCUGCAGCGGGCCGCGCGCCGGAGCCACCACCGCAUGUCGCGCCUCGUCGCGCGUGCCACCGGCGUGAAGGCCGUCGCCGGGGGAGGGGACCUUCAGGUGCCCGUCCACGCGGGGAACGGCGAGUUCCUGAUGGACGUGGCGAUCGGCACCCCGGCGCUGUCGUACGCGGCGAUCGUGGACACCGGCAGCGACCUGGUGUGGACGCAGUGCAAGCCGUGCGUGGACUGCUUCAAGCAGAGCACGCCGGUGUUCGACCCGUCGUCGUCCUCCACCUACGCCACCGUGCCGUGCUCCAGCGCCCUGUGCAGCGACCUGCCCACCUCCACCUGCACGUCGGCGUCCAAGUGCGGCUACACCUACACCUACGGCGACGCGUCGUCGACGCAGGGCGUGCUGGCGAGCGAGACCUUCACGCUGGGGAAGGAGAAGAAGAAGCUCCCCGGCGUGGCGUUCGGGUGCGGCGACACGAACGAGGGCGACGGGUUCACGCAGGGCGCCGGGCUCGUGGGGCUCGGCCGCGGCCCGCUCUCGCUCGUCUCCCAGCUCGGCCUCGACAAGUUCUCCUACUGCCUCACCUCGCUCGACGACGGCGACGGCAAGAGCCCGCUGCUGCUGGGCGGCUCCGCGGCGGCCAUCUCGGAGAGCGCGGCGACGGCGCCCGUGCAGACCACCCCGCUGGUGAAGAACCCGAGCCAGCCGUCCUUCUACUACGUGUCCCUGACGGGGCUCACCGUGGGGUCCACGCGCAUCACGCUCCCGGCCUCGGCGUUCGCGAUCCAGGACGACGGCACGGGCGGCGUCAUCGUCGACUCCGGUACCUCCAUCACGUACCUGGAGCUGCAGGGCUACCGCGCGCUGAAAAAGGCGUUCGUGGCCCAGAUGGCGCUGCCCACCGUGGACGGCUCCGAGAUCGGGCUGGACCUGUGCUUCCAGGGCCCCGCCAAGGGAGUGGACGAGGUGCAGGUGCCCAAGCUGGUGCUCCACUUCGACGGCGGCGCCGACCUCGACCUCCCCGCCGAGAACUACAUGGUGCUCGACUCCGCCUCCGGCGCGCUCUGCCUCACGGUGGCGCCGUCGAGGGGGCUCUCCAUCAUCGGCAACUUCCAGCAGCAGAACUUCCAGUUCGUGUACGACGUCGCCGGCGACACGCUCUCGUUCGCGCCCGUGCAGUGCAACAAGUUGUGAUGAUCAUCAUCACUCGUGUAGUAGGCGAUUGUGUAUUGGAUUGGUCGUCUUCAUGUGACGACGCCCGGCCGGGUGGUUACUGGUCAGUGAUCAAUAUAUUGACGUGUAGACGGAGACCUAUUUGGUCCAUGUCCUGGCUUGCGAAUGAAAUCCCUGCGUUCUCACUUCUCAGGCGUUCAGCAGCGUUUAGAAUUACAACUGGCGAAGAAGGAGAGGUAGUGUUCUCUCUUCUCUGCCUGCUUUGGUUUCUUGUACCAGGCUACAUAUCACUCUCGGAGCUUUACCGCUUCUGAGAUCGAUUGAUCUUCUGGGAGACGUAUCGGACCCUGAUAUGACUCUCAACUGCUU